This is a messenger RNA of Planococcus citri (citrus mealybug), 766 nucleotides long. Its product is annotated as ubiquitin-like protein 4A. Gene Ontology annotation, molecular function: protein-folding chaperone binding. The record is from RefSeq and is a predicted model, not a curated record. Gene Ontology annotation, biological process: tail-anchored membrane protein insertion into ER membrane; post-translational protein targeting to endoplasmic reticulum membrane. Bases 179 to 619 code for a protein of 146 amino acids. The transcript is spliced from 4 exons. NCBI's taxonomy places the organism in Eukaryota, Metazoa, Arthropoda, Insecta, Hemiptera, Pseudococcidae. Gene Ontology annotation, cellular component: BAT3 complex.
CGAUAAAAGAAUGUACACAAAAAAUGUGAUAAGCUUUCUUGAUAAGCUUUUUUUGUAGCUUUUUUAGAAUAAUCGUGAAACUUACCCUGUUGUGUAAUACGUAAUAUUUUAUAUUUCGGCUGUAUUAAAAUAUUUAAGCAGUUUGAUUUUCCUAUUACUAAAUCGUUCAAAAACAAUCAUGCAAAUACAAAUCAAACUGUUGGGACGAGAUCCACACAUUAUUCAGGUUACUCCAGAAACUUCCAUUAGUAGUAUCAAACAACAGAUUCAUCUAUAUUUGAGGAUACCCAUUGAAGCACAAAAACUAGUUUUUGAGGGCCAAAUUCUUAAAGAUGAUAAGAAAAUAAAACAUUUUACACGCCUUCAGAAUAACAGCAAAAUUCACCUAAUAGUCGUGAUAAAAAAGACUUAUCCAUUAUACAACAAAUUGUAUGACAUCGUUCGUCUCCAUUGCAAUGAAACUGAAACGCAAAAAAUUUUGAGCAUUUUUAUGCGGAAAAUGUAUGAUUCGUUCUCUUCGUUAAGUUUGGACGAUCUCGAGCGCAUCGCCCAAGGUGCAUUACAACCUAAUUUCGUCGAAAAUGGUAGAUUUUCUAAAGCUAUUCAAGAACCGUUGUAACGAAUAUUACUCUUACCAUAAACAUGCUAUCAAUUGAGAAUUGGCUGUGAAUUGAUUUGGUUUUGAUUUCUUGUAAUUUUGCUAUAUUAAUAUUAUUGAAUUAAAUGGGUACAAUUUUUUGGUUUUAAUAAAUACGUUCCAACUGUU